This is a messenger RNA of Necator americanus (New World hookworm), 2280 nucleotides long. RefSeq lists its product as uncharacterized. Lineage: Eukaryota; Metazoa; Nematoda; Chromadorea; Rhabditida; Ancylostomatidae. The record is from RefSeq and is a predicted model, not a curated record. Gene Ontology annotation, cellular component: signaling receptor complex; plasma membrane. Gene Ontology annotation, biological process: multicellular organism development; cell surface receptor protein tyrosine kinase signaling pathway; positive regulation of kinase activity. Gene Ontology annotation, molecular function: ATP binding; transmembrane receptor protein tyrosine kinase activity. The transcript is spliced from 19 exons. Bases 1 to 2280 code for a protein of 759 amino acids.
AUGAUUCGGCUGCUAGUUGCACUCUACCUACCAGUUAUCUCCGUGGCCGCUCAGCAACAGCGGUCCGACUGCGUGCUUGAAUGCGCUCACCUGGAGAGCCACAAAGCCUACGAGGCAUGCGUGGCGGAGUGCGUCAAAUCGCCUAGGAAGGACAAUGUGCCAGAUGUCGCCUACUAUCCUGUUCCGCCAUCAAAUGUUUCCAUAGAUACGGCGGUAGUGAUCGAUAACGGAAAGUUCCUGGAAACAACUGUCACUUGGACAGCGGCCAAAGAUUUGGCACGAACAGGGUUCUACCUCCGUUACAGUGCCGUCGGCGAACAAUGCCAACGCGAUUUUCCUGGAUACUUCGUGUCGAACAUUGGUCCGAAUGAAAGGACACAUCCUAUCCCUUUGCUCUUCAACAAUCAUCCACUUGUGAUCAAUCAUGACUGUGAAUACAGGCUGCAAAUGCAUUCGAAGCCCUAUCCGUACGGGGACGCCGCCUACACUACCGUUAAGAACCAUAAAGUCCCUCAUUGCAUCGACGGAUACUGCGCUUGCAGCGAAGGAGCUGUAGCGUUGCCGUCGGCGCUGUCAGCGGUCGAAGUCAGUGGGGGAAUGGAGAUCAGGUGGAAGCAUGAACCCAAGGAGGAUCGUGUGUACACAUUCUACAUCACUCUUCAUGAAAGGUUUCGACCACCCGUAGAGUUCAUAGAUCCAAAUGUAUUCCGGUUUCGAAUAGCUGACGAUGGAGAGCGGGAAUUCCGAGGAGUUCAGAAUCAGAAGAAUUACUCGUAUAUUUUCGACUACGAAUUGAAACGACCUGAUGAGUACAAGGUGACAUUGUUCGCUGAAGACGAUCAUUUCUGCCACACCGACGACAUCGCUGCUUUUUUCAACACUUCACCUGUAGAACCCACACCAAUCCUCGAACGUGCUCCGGAUGCUCAGCCAACACAUCAGCUGAAUCUCUCCAGUAUAUUUGGAGUUGUCAACACCUCCAGAGUGAUCCCGACAGUAGGUGAAACAGUGGAGAUUGAAAGAACAUCGCCUGCAUUCACCAGGGUCGCAACGAUUUUGCAUGAGAUAGAUCCUUCCGUGUUCAUUGCACUUCUGCUGCUGUUCACUAUGGUUAGCCCGUUGUGCACCAUUUGCGUGUAUUGCUUGUAUCGAAAACGCAAAAGUGCUAAGAAAAGGAAAAUGCCUCGGUUCGGUCCGUGGACGUUGUCUCACUCUAGGCACUCGAUCCUGGAGACAAACAUUCUCUACCGUCAGCCCGUCGAGUUCAGAACACCACAGACUGAGGAAGAAUGGCUAAUUCCCGCUGACGAUGUCAGUGUUGGAGGAGUCAUAGGAGAAGGCGCAUUUGGACUUGUUUGCAAAGGAACUAUGAGUGGACCAAAAGGGAUGGCUGUGCGAGUGGCGAUAAAACAGCUCAAGACAAAUGCCAUCGACGAAGAAAAAGAAGAAUUUCUCAGGGAAAUGGACAUUAUGAAACAGGUCGGUCGUCACCCAAAUAUCGUGACGAUGUAUGGUCUGUGCGAGGAGCCGGAUUUCCAAUGUAUGGUCAUGGAGUACGUCCCUUUCGGCGACCUGAAGCAUUACCUGCAGAAUCUACGAAAGCAGUUGUCAUUGGCGGUUUCAACUCUGAAAACUUCGUUGCGCAUGGAGGAAAGCGUGACAGCUGCGAUGCACUCCUCGCUGAUUGGAACGGAUCAGUUACAGUACUCUCUAGAUCCGGCCGAAUUACAGUCAUUCGCGGCACAGGUUGCCAAUGGAAUGGCCCAUCUCGAGUCUCUCAACAUUACGCAUCGAGACCUAGCCGCACGAAACAUACUGGUAGGAGAGAACAAACAACUGAAAAUUAGCGACUUUGGCAUGUCACGACCCGGCGUUUAUGUGAAAAUGAGUAAAGGUGUGAUACCGCUUAGAUGGCUGAGUCCCGAAGCGAUACGAGACAACCUCUACUCAACGAAAAGCGAUGUAUGGGCCUACGGAAUAGUGCUAUGGGAGAUUGUGACUCUGGGAGGAUUUCCUUACCCGACAGUUUGCGACAAGGAUAUGUUGCAGUACCUACUGGAUGGUAAUCGUCUGGAGAAACCAAUCAGCUGUUCAGAUGAAAUAUACGCGGUGAUGACGGAGUGCUGGCGCCUCUGCGCCCGAGACAGGCCGUCGUUCGUGUGCCUCUGCGACCGUCUCGGCUCGCUCUCCAUCCCCUACGUGGAAUUCGCUCCCAACACUACUCUUCCACCUCACGAUGGCUUCGAACUGAUCGACAGAGGAACGAUUAUCGCUCAGUGA